Messenger RNA from Momordica charantia (bitter melon), 2618 nucleotides. Its product is annotated as UDP-Glycosyltransferase superfamily protein. Lineage: Eukaryota; Viridiplantae; Streptophyta; Magnoliopsida; Cucurbitales; Cucurbitaceae. The record is from RefSeq and is a predicted model, not a curated record.
AUUUGAUUGAAGUUUUCUGCAGUAUCCGAUAAGAGCUGUCAAAUUUGUAGGCGAAGAAAUAUUUUUUAAAGAAUCACGUUCCAACUUCCAUCCUCUUCUGUUUGGUUCUCUUUUAAUUUCUCAUCCUCAUUUCCCGGAACAGGCCUCCGUGAUCAUUCCCUUACGCCGGAGAGCUCAAAGCGAGCUUGUGAGGCCGGCAAAAAUGGUUGUCCAUGCACUUACGACGACUGCUUUCUCUUCCCGUCUUGGUCUUGCCUUUCCGAAAUAUAGUACUGCCUGCUCGAAAUCUGCUCGAACUCUCUGUUGCUCGAGAGGAGAUGGAGAACUUAAUGGCUUGAUUAACAUCUCAUCGCAAUUGGAGUGGGAAGGACAUGAUGGUGCGCAGAUGGCAAAGUCGUCAGCUGGUGAAUGCAGCAUUCAGUCGUCAGAUGGUGAUUUACAGGCAAAAAACAGUGAAAUUUGGCAACUCUUCAGAGAAGCUCAGCAGAAUAUCUUGUACUUGAAUAAACAACGUGUCCUUGCUAUAGAGGAGUUGAACAAAGCAAUUGGUGAGAAAGACUUACUGCUUGAAAGGAUCGAGGAAUUAGAGUUUGAAAAGCAGGCUAUGGGUAGAAAAGAUCAGGUGUCAUCAUGUUGGGAUUUGCUACUUCGGAUUGAUUCCAUGGUUCUAACUGGCAUGAUUAGCUCUGAAGAGGCAUCUAAAAUGAGACGGCUGGUAAUGGAUCAUAAAGGUAGCAUAGUUUAUGCUUUUACUGAUAUCCUGCAGGCAAGCGAUGCUGAGUUACUAGCAGAGCUACGUCAGUUUUCUCACAGAAGCAAUAAGAAUGGUUUUCACAUUGUUCACAUUUGUACCGAAAUGGCUCCAAUUGCCUCUUUUGGAGCAGUGGCGUCAUUUGUAACGGGGUUAUCUCAAGCUCUACAAAUAAAGGGCAACUGGGUGGAGGUUAUCUUGCCAAAAUGGAUUGCAAAAUUUAAGUCGCACGUGUUGCCUUUAAGGUGUGGAAGCAUGGAACUAAAUGAAGUUCAAGGGCUACGAGAGAUUGAGGUGGAGUACUAUUCGUAUUUUAAUGGUCAACUGCAUGGAAACAAAAUAUGGACUGGGGUUGUCCGUGGCAUAGGGGUUACUUUCAUUCAACCUUUGUAUUACUCAUCAUUUUUUAACCGUGAGAAGGCAUAUGGAUACUCUGACGACUUUGAACGGUUUAUGUACUUCUCUCGAGCAUCAUUGGAUUAUAUUGUGAAAUCUGGCAAGAAGCCUGAUGUGUUACACAUACACGAUUGGCAGACUGCUAUAAUAGGACCGCUUUUCUGGGACAUUUUUGUACAACAGGGACUUGAAGGUUCUAGAAUUUUAUUCACAUGUCAUGACAUCCAUGCACAGUCUCUUGUACAACCAGAGAAACUAGCACUAUGUGGACUUGAUCCUGCAAGUCUUCAUCGUCCUGAUCGUCUGCAAGACAAUUCCAAUACGCAUCUUGCAAACAUACUAAAGGGUGGAAUUGUUUACUCCAAUAAAGUUGUAAUAAUGUCAUCCACAAAUUCAAAAGGCCGUAUAAUUCAUAGUUUGAGUCAUGGUUUGGAAACUACCUUAGACAUGCACAAGGACAAAAUGCUUAUUGCUCCGUGUGGGUUUGAGAGCUCGUCUUGGGAUCCUGAAAAAGAUAAAAGUCUUCCAAAAAAUUAUAGUGCAGAUGAUAUGAAAGGAAAAGCUGUAUGCAAAAUUGCAUUGCAGAAAAAAGUGGGAUUAGUUGAGGAUUCUUCUAUUAUUACGGUUGGAUGCUUUUUGUCAGAUGUGUCAGUUGUUGACACUGAGAACCUGAGGGCAAUUGUUCAGAAUGGUACCACAAUGGGUGUCCAGUUCGUCUUCAUGAGGACUGGCAAAAUGACAAGUAGACACAAGGAACUCGACUCUCUUCAAGAAAAAAUUGAGGACGAAAAUGUGCGGUUCAUAAACAGACAUGAUGAGACAUUGUCACGUCUCAUUUUUGGAGGUUCCGACAUUAUCUUGUGUCAGUCUCUUCACGAUCCUAUACUCCAUGUGCCUUUGAAGGCUUUGAGAUAUGGAGCUGCUCCAAUUGCAUUCACCUCCAAUGACAACGGAUUCAGACACUUUCCAGAUCAUGACUACGAGACUACUAAAUUAGCCAUGUUCAUUAACUCUACCUUCGGAUACUUGUCUCUCAGCCAAGCCGYGGAUGAAAUUAAUAACAAUACAUCCGAGUGGAAUCAUAAAAUGUUUGAUGCUAUGAUGAAGGAUUUCUCUUGGGAUGCAGAGUGCUGUGAUAUUCAUCUCUCUGCUUACGCAACUAUUAAGAGCUUGUGAACCAGGUACAAAAUAGAACCUACAAACAUACAUAUCGACAGCAUUCACAUUUGUCACUGCACGCGACACAACUGCAGGUCUGUGGUGGAGCUUGAUUCCAGUCUAUAAUCUCUAGAUUUUAGGUUUGUAAAUGAUGAGGUAGAUAUUCCUUUUUCUUCAAAUAGUAUAUUAUAUAUGUAUAAAAAAAAUGGAGAUGUGCUGAAAAGUUGAAGGUGCAAUGAAUUAGCGUAGACCAAGUGCCAACUUGAUCAUAGCUCAAUUAGUUAAAACAUAUAUUCUCGAUCUUUUAGUCGGA